Pieris macdunnoughi is the source of this 1905-nucleotide messenger RNA. Lineage: Eukaryota; Metazoa; Arthropoda; Insecta; Lepidoptera; Pieridae. The record is from the annotation of a GenBank genome assembly.
AUGAUGGGUGUAAGCAGUUGUAUGAGUGUGCGGCAAGCCAGGGGCGCCUGCCACUGUCCCGCUUGCCCUAGGGCUUCGGGGCAUGGGGCGAUGCCGCCGCAGACGUUGGUGUUGCCUCCGAUGGCGUUGGAACCCGAAGUAACCCCGGUUAAAGACAAAAAGGGAUCGAAAAUGAAAGUUUUGAAGAAGAUUAAGAAGAAAAUCGGACUCGCUCCCCGGACUACGUGUACUGGUGGAACGCCGAACAAUCUGCCACCGCUGACCUUCCAUUCUGUCCAUGGUGAGAACAUUCGCAUCUCCAGAGAUGGAAGUAUUGCUCGGCGUGUCGAAUCCUUCUGCAAGGGCGUCGCGUUUAGUGCCAGACCUGUGCGAGUUAAUGAAAAGAUUUGCAUUCGAUUCAUCGAAGUAUCGGACAGUUGGAGUGGCGUCAUCAGAUUUGGCUUCACCUCCCACAAUCCAGAAACUUUGCCUCAUCCGAUACCAAAAUACGCUUGUCCGGACCUCACCAACAAACCAGGCAGUUGGGCAAAGGCUUUAGGGGAGAGGUUCUACGAUAAAGACAACCUAUUACAUUACUAUGUCACGUCCAAUGGCGACGUUCACUUCGGAAUCAACGGCGAAGACAAGGGCUGCUUUUUCUCCAACGUGGACACCCGAAGCCCUCUAUGGUCUCUGGUAGACGUUUACGGCAACUGCACAGCCGUACAAUACGUAGAUCCAAGAAUGCCCCAAGCCACUCACGUCUCACCCGUUGUGGAAGACAGGUUAAUAGGCAGCAUGCGAUCGUUAUCAGUGGAGGAACCACUGCCAAUACCAAGAUACAAGAACCCCCUUGCGCCCCUAAACCUUCAUAGAAUGACAGGCAGAAAUGUCCAGUUCGUCAACGAGAGGGGAAUCGCUGCCCGUGUCCCGUCCGAAUUCUGCCAGGGCUACGUGUUCACAGCUCGCCCGAUGCGACCAGGCCAAACGAUCAUCGUGCAAAUACUAUCUACAGACGCAGAGUAUUCUGGAAGUUUAGCUAUUGGCCUGACGUCAUGCGAUCCAGCUACACUCCGGACAUGCGACUUGCCAGAUGAUGCUGAACAGCUUUUGGAUCGGCCGGAGUACUGGGUGGUUAGAAGGGAUGCGGCAAACGAUCUGAGAAGGGGUGACGAGCUGGCGGUCACUCUCACCUUUGAUGGAGAGGUUCGAAUUGGCGUUAAUGGAUCGGCGCCUAUAACAGUGAUGCACGUGGAUCAUACGUUGAAGUUGUGGGCGUUUGUGGAUAUAUAUGGCGCGACUCAGAAAGUCAGGAUGCUGACGUCACAAGUGAUGCAAGCGCAGACGCCGCCGCAGCAGUUGCGUGUGCUGACGCGUUCUGCAGCCCCAAUUGCAGGUUCCAACGGCGGGACUGUGCUGGUUGUCAGUCUUCCACCUCAAAAUGGAGCUCAGAAUGCUGUCAACCAUCAGCAGGGCAUGACCUUGGCCAGCGCGCAUUACAUUGAGCCAAUCCAAUCAUCUUCCCAAGUGUGUGUCACAAGUCUGCCAAUAGCAUCUCAAUCUCAGACUUGCUCAUCUUACCAACGUCCAAGAGAAGUCUGCUCCACAAGCCAAAACAACUCUAACGAACAAGUUCGCAUACCAAACGGUCACACAGAAAUAAGAUUGGACCGAUAUCAAAAUGGUCCAUCAACUAGCCGACCGUCCACUUCCCACCAACCAAUAUACUCAGUCAUCGGAGAGGGCCUCACAGGCACAGAGUGCACAAUCUGCUAUGAAAACCCAAUCGAUAGUGUUCUAUAUAUGUGUGGACAUAUGUGUAUGUGCUAUAGAUGUGCGGUGCAACAAUGGAGGGGCAAAGGGGGAGGUCAGUGCCCCCUCUGUAGAGCACAGAUCAAAGAUGUCAUACGCACUUACAAGUCGUGA